UACACUGACUUCUCUAUAAAGCUGGCUAGCUGAGGGAGUUGAAGUUACACAGACUGGCCCUUUAAACACACAGAUCUCCUCAGCACACACUUUCUACUUUAGAUCAGCUGAGUUUGACAGGACACUUUAAGGAGACACAUAUAUUUUCAUCCUAUAUUAUUUCUUUCUUUUAUAGAAGAUACUUUGUGGAGACUUUCUCUGUCAUCGGAGGAACUUUUGGAGGAACUUUUCUUCUUCUUGUCGCUGUGAGGGACUCUUCUUCAGAUGGAUCUGUCCGACCUUCCCUUCCCUCUCUCGUCUGCUGAUGACCUUUACGAUGACCCCUGCUUCAGCACCAGUGACAUGAACUUUUUUGAUGACCUGGACUCUCGGCUGAUGCACGCUGGCCUGCUCAAGCCAGAUGACCAUGUCCAUCACCAUCAUCACCACCAUGUCCCAGUUGCAGAGGAGGAGGAGGAGGAGGAGGACGAGCAUGUGAGGGCUCCUGGGGGCCCCCAUCAGGCGGGGCACUGCCUGCUUUGGGCCUGCAAGGCCUGCAAGAGAAAGACGUCAAACGAAGACCGGAGGAAAGCAGCAACAAUGCGGGAAAGGCGGCGACUGGGAAAGGUCAACAACGCCUUUGAGACCCUGAAGCGAUGCACGGCGUCCAAUCCAAACCAGAGGCUGCCCAAAGUGGACAUCCUGCGCAAUGCUAUCAGCUACAUCGAGUCCCUGCAGUCGCUGCUCAGGACCGGCAGGGAGGACAGCUUCUACCCGCCCAUGGAGCACUACAGCGGGGACUCAGACGCCUCCAGCCCGCGCUCCAACUGCUCCGAUGGCAUGACGGAUGUCAUCUCUCCGUGUUCAUCCAGAAGCGAGAACAGUGAUGGUUCCUACUGCAGCCACCCAGACGAUUCCAGCAGCAAACCAUCGCUCAUUUCCAGUUUGGACUGUUUGUCCAGCAUCGUACAGCGGAUCAGCACAGAUCCUGCUCCGGCCCCACCAGGCGACAGUGUGGUCCCCCGGGGCCCUGAAUCCCCUCAGAGCAGCCCUGCAGGCUCGAGUUCCUCUGCUGAGCCCAACAGCAUCUACGAGCCGCAAUGAACCACAACGAGCUGAGGACUCAUCAUUUGCAGAAAGCCAAGACAACGUAUUCAAGACUUUUUUUCUGCUAUUUGAGAUUUUCUUCAGUUUUAUCUACGUGGACAAACUGAAGACUGCUGUUUGAAUCUAUUAAUCUCAGAAGGAAAAAGGGACAUUUUCCUCACUUAUUCCUGCGUCAGAAAUUAUGGACCAUUUUAUAAAUCUGUAUAUAAGAGAUGUUUAUACACCCAAGGACACACACCUCCAAGCACACAUGUGGCACAUACACUCAUACAGCCACAAAGGUUGCAGCGAUUGUUGUGUUUCUAUAUAUUAUUUAUGAGUGAAUGACAUUUUAAUAAAAUUAAUAUUUAUAUUCUGUAAAACUA
Molecule: messenger RNA, 1451 nt
Organism: Gymnodraco acuticeps
Lineage: Eukaryota; Metazoa; Chordata; Actinopteri; Perciformes; Bathydraconidae
Product: myoblast determination protein 1 homolog
Exons: 3
Coding region: 265-1083 (272 amino acids)
Biological process (GO): regulation of transcription by RNA polymerase II; muscle organ development; positive regulation of myoblast differentiation
Molecular function (GO): DNA-binding transcription factor activity, RNA polymerase II-specific; protein dimerization activity; RNA polymerase II cis-regulatory region sequence-specific DNA binding
Source: RefSeq, a predicted model, not a curated record